Molecule: messenger RNA, 4018 nt
Organism: Poeciliopsis prolifica (blackstripe livebearer)
Lineage: Eukaryota; Metazoa; Chordata; Actinopteri; Cyprinodontiformes; Poeciliidae
Product: palmitoyltransferase ZDHHC3-like
Exons: 7
Coding region: 401-1297 (298 amino acids)
Biological process (GO): protein targeting to membrane; peptidyl-L-cysteine S-palmitoylation
Cellular component (GO): Golgi apparatus; endoplasmic reticulum
Molecular function (GO): protein-cysteine S-palmitoyltransferase activity
Source: RefSeq, a predicted model, not a curated record
CACACACGCCCUUUUUCAGGCGAAGAGGGCACCAGACUUCCUGGUUGGAUGGACCCGAUUUGUUGUCUUCAUUUCCCCGCAGAGCUCCCUGGAUGUGACCGAGUAGGGAAGCUCCGGAGCAGAGCCGUGUUUUAAUAGCGUUUAUUUUUUAGCGAUGAAACAAAUUAAGAAACAAACAGCAGUGUGAAAGAGAGGCGGUUGUGAGGACGGGAGCAGCGCGCGGACAUCGGAGAGGUUAGCUUGGACUGAGCUAGCAAACGCCGCGGCAGAGCGGAGUGCAGACCCCCUGGGUGGCGUCUUUCCACUCUCCGAAACCUCGAAAGAAACGAAAAACUACAAGAAAAAACGGACGGAAUCGGAGAAACCGAGAGUAUGAGACUGGAGCCACAGGCGCUGUAGGAUGAAGAGUCCGGCGCACCGCAGCAGAGACAUCGAGCGGCAAGCCGGCUACCUGAAGCCCGAGCACUGUGCCCCUCCUCCUCCGCGCAGCAGCUCCGGCACCAUGUGGUUCAUUCGUGACAGCUGCGGCAUCGUGUGCGGCAUCAUCACCUGGCUCCUGGUCUUUUAUGCGGAGUUUGUGGUGGUGUUCGUCCUGCUGCUGCCAGCUAAAAACGUGGCCUACAGCUUCUUCAACGGGCUGGUCUUCAAUGGCCUCGCCUUCCUCGCUCUCGCUUCUCACGCCAGAGCGAUGUGCACGGACCCGGGAGCCGUGCCCAAAGGAAAUGCAACCAAAGAAUUCAUUGAAAGCCUGCAGCUCAAACCGGGGCAGGUUGUGUACAAGUGUCCAAAGUGUUGCAGCAUCAAGCCUGACAGAGCGCACCACUGCAGUGUGUGUAAACGCUGCAUCAAAAAGAUGGACCACCACUGUCCCUGGGUCAACAACUGUGUCGGAGAAAACAACCAGAAAUACUUUGUGCUCUUCACAAUGUACAUUGCACUGAUUUCCUUACACGCGUUAAUCAUGGCGGCCUUCCACUUUGUUUUCUGCUUUGAAGAAGACUGGGCAAAGUGCAGUAACUUUUCUCCACCAGCUACAGUCAUCCUCCUCAUCCUCCUCUGCUUCGAGGGUCUGCUCUUCCUCAUCUUCACUGCGGUCAUGUUUGGGACUCAGGUUCACUCCAUCUGUAGUGAUGAGACGGGUAUCGAACAGCUAAAGAAGGAGGAGAGGAGAUGGGCCAAGAGGUCCAAAUGGAUGAACAUGAAGGUGGUGUUCGGCCACCCCUUCUCGAUAGCCUGGCUCAGCCCGUUUGCCACGCCGGACCACGGCAAGGCCGACGUCUACCAGUACAUCGUGUGAAAGCUGAAAACCGCCGCUGACUUGGACUCAUUUUAAAGCGUCUCUUUCUGUCGUCUCCAUCCUGAGAGGUGGAUAUUUCUUGAAGUUUGGAUCUUCUUGGGUGUUCUUUUAGUUUCUGUAAUGUAGCUUUUUGGGUUUUUUUUCCGUUUCCCUUUUGGUGCUGAAUGAGAUUAAUGACAUUUGUCGCAACCAUGAAGCAGCACCGGGAACAAAAAUCAAAUGAAAGAUGAGAAGCACUUGGAGCUCUGUUCGAUGCUGCGUGUCGGACCAUUUCCUCCUUUCUCAGAGUAAAUCAUGUGAACUGAUGACCAGCAUGAUCCAGGUAUCGACUCUUGGAUUCGUCUUCCUGUAAACAAUCCCGCCAUCCACUUAAAUUGCUGUUUCAGUGUCUUUGUGAUAAUCUCCUCCUGAAUGCUGCAGGUGAUUUUUGCCUUAGAACGGUCCUUUAGCAGGCGGCACAUCUGAUAUUUUUGAAGAUAUCUCUAUUUAUUGCCUUAAUGCAGCACUGCAGCUUGUCACUGGUUUACAUUAUUUUUGAAGUGAGAAUGUUGCAGCCUUGUUCAGUGGGUGGAUUUGUUCAGGAGUGUGUUUUUUAUGCUUAUUGUUCUGCAUAAAAGCCACAAAGGUAGAACAAAUCAUGUGUGAUGAGAUUCAGAUUGCUUUCAUAUGUAAAAUGUGGAAGCAACCAUCCUAAAGCUGAAGCAAUAACUCCAGUGAUUGGUUUAAGUUAUUAUCCUUCAUUUUACAUCAUGGUUUGACACGUUAAACACAAAACUUAUGCUUUUUUUAAGCAUAAAAAUCUCCAUAUUUAUUGGCAUACCCAGUAAAGAUGCAUGUGUGAAAUAAAAUAAUCUUUCGGCUUUAGCUUAAUGAAAGUUUUGGCUUUAAUUUCUGAGAUUAUUCUAACCUGUCAGUAUUGACAGAGCUGUUUUAAAUCUUCUAAUUAUUCCUUUAAUCAUAGAUAUGCUCAAGUUUUGACCAGAUGGAUUUUUUUGUUUAACAUGUCUGUCUUAUAAUUAAACUGCAUGUUCUCUUGUGUUUCCCAUUUUUUAGAGAAGCAGAAAAUCUUAACUUUUUUCAGUUGUAAAGAAGGAAAUUAUACAUCUGGAUUUGUUAGGUUUCUCUAUAUCAAUGGCACAAGCAGUAUUAUUUGCUUAUAGGAUUGAAUGGAUAAAUGUACUCAAACUGAAGUUUGAAAUAUAUUUUUUAAUAAGUAUUAAAUCUCUUUUUAUACAUUUACAUGGGCUGCCAAUAAAUUUAGGGGGCACAACAGCUAUGGAAAAAACUGCAAAGUGCUGUGAUUUUAGUAAAUGUAGGUCUGCGUUUUGAGUACAAUUCGCAUGUUUUUGCUUGUUUUUGUUUUGCUUAUUGCCUUGUGGAGAACUGCUUAUGCUUCAAGUUGGAUUUAUCAGCUUUCCACUCGUCGUCUCCACUAACAUUUACAUUUAGAAUAAAAAGCAUCUUCGAAAAGCUGGAAAUCUGGUGGAGACCAAGUUAAACCUGUGCAUGAUGCUUUACAAGAAAAUCCUGUUUGGAUGGGUUCAGGCGAAAUGUUGGAUGGGGAUGAAUUAUAAUCCCAACGAGACUGAAAGGAAGAUGAGCUGCAUAAAAAUACUCUUAGAUUUCUGACUUAUCCUGCUUCAGAGUGUCAUACCUCACUGCUUCUUAUAAUGUCUUUCACAGUCAAAACAAGGGAAAUGUAAAUUCUUUUGGGUUGAAACUACAGCUUGUCACUGAUCCUGUUUGGAAGCAGAUCUCCAGAUUUGUGCAUCAACAUAAUAAAAUGACUAAUAUUUGUAGAAAUGAAAGUUUAAGCUACAUGUUUAAGUUGAAAACUUGUGGAUUGCAGUUUGUAAGAGCAAAAUAAAAAGCAGGAUGAGUUUCCGUAGCAUCUAUAAAAAAUUUUUAAAUGAAAUAUUUUGUAGAUUUUCCAGUCUUUCUCGUCGUUAACUUCAGUUUCUCAGCCAGCAGAUGAACCAGCAUCCUUUUAUUAUCUGCUACUUGUAAAUGAAACACAAGCUGUUGUUGAAAAUGUGAAGGACCGUAAACAUAAUUCAGCUGCUCAGUUCAUGGGGUUCGGUUGUGGGUGAUGUAGUUUGUCAUCGCAGUUCCUCGUGUGCCUGACUGAACCCGGAAAGCAAACGAGGGUCUUUACACGAUCGCAUGUUGAGUCGCGUUUCGAUCAGACCGGAAAAGGCCCGCUGUGACUUUUAGACGAUGUCCUGAGGAAAACAAUCACUUCAUAUUAUUGAACACUAAAAAAAAAAAACGCCUUUGCCUGUGUGUUUUAAAGCCUUACUGUAUUUAAAGACAUCUAAAUGCAGAUAAAAGGAAAUAUUUGAGUGCACAUGAUGCCAAAAUGAGUCUUUAAUGAAGUCGGUUAUUGUGAGAUUGCAGCAUGGUUGUUGUUUCAUGAAAAGGCAUUUAAAUGGAUUUAUUUUUAAAAUCGUCACCGUUAUUUGGAGAUGUAGCAAGUUUGCAACAAUUUUUCUCUUCUUUUUGUUGUCAACCUGCUCUGUAUGUUUCUCUGUUGUCAGGUUUUAAUUUUUUGUUGGCUGAUGUUUUAAAGGGGAAAGUCAAUAAAACAAAUUUCAAAUAAUAUAAGAUUCAUUGCUGUAACAUAAAAACUAUUAGAUAUUUUGUUUUAGGGUUUAUUACAAAAUGUUAAGUUACACAAUUGCAGAUGUUUUUGCUGUAUAGUUAUUAAAGACUUAACUCCUU